Molecule: messenger RNA, 930 nt
Organism: Filobasidium floriforme
Lineage: Eukaryota; Fungi; Basidiomycota; Tremellomycetes; Filobasidiales; Filobasidiaceae
Exons: 2
Coding region: 1-930 (309 amino acids)
Source: RefSeq, a predicted model, not a curated record
AUGAUUCAGGGAAUCGCUUGCGGUCGGUGGACGGUACAGCAACAUGACAUCAAUCCCGAAUACAGACAUCAAUCUGCCAGGCCUUCGGUACAUGUAGAAUUCGAAAAUACACAUUUCCACUACGAACCCUAUCGCUCAACAGAUGUAACCCUGUCAGAAAAGGCUCGGCGGUUAGAACUGGCUCGGCGGGAAAGAUUGGCCGCUAUGACCCCUGAAGAAAGAAAGGUGGACAAAAUCAUCAGGAAAGAGUUGAGGAAGAAGUUGAGCGACGAAGAGAAAAAGGAACAGAGACGGCUCGAGAUUUUGGAAAGACGACGGGAGGCGGACGAUCCUUAUGUCCAGCAGGAACUUUUCGCCUUGUCAUCUUUUUUAGACGUUCAUCUUUGCACAAAACUCUCAGUUGGAGCUCGUCGGAUGCUUAUCAAUAUUCGGCUAGUGGACGGCUACCAGGGUAAAUUAUGCCGGGAUCUGCUAGAUGAGAAGCUCCCACGCAGACGAGGGGCUUCCCAUGCAUAUGCGUUCGAAGUGGCUGUCAGGGACACACAAACCCGGCGUCGGCUGGCCAAAUCGAGCGAGAGCAGUACGGCAGCCUCUAGCGCUGCCUUGACCAAGUCCGAUGUCUCUAGCUCCGACUCAAGUGCCAGCACGCGGACACUAGGCGCCGGGUCUCGAUCUUCUACCCACACCAACACGUCGUAUUGGCCCCAUUCAUCAAGUUCAACCCUAGGGCCCUCAUCCGAAUCUGGUUUCUCUUCCUCAUUGUCAUAUCGGUCGAGUAACCCAGCCCGGUCUUGGUUCUUCCGAGGAGAUAGGGGAGCAUCGUCGAGUAGCGUGAAUGACUCAUCAUUGGAACCAGGCUCCAGUACGAGCUCCCGUAAUCGAGGAAGGUCCAAAUGGAGGUGGCCACGCAGGCGGAACAUAACGCGAUGA